Alligator sinensis (Chinese alligator) is the source of this 978-nucleotide messenger RNA. Its product is annotated as olfactory receptor 14C36-like. Gene Ontology annotation, biological process: G protein-coupled receptor signaling pathway. The record is from RefSeq and is a predicted model, not a curated record. Gene Ontology annotation, molecular function: G protein-coupled receptor activity; olfactory receptor activity. NCBI's taxonomy places the organism in Eukaryota, Metazoa, Chordata, Crocodylia, Alligatoridae. Gene Ontology annotation, cellular component: membrane. The transcript has a single exon. The coding region runs from base 1 to 978 and encodes 325 amino acids.
AUGUCCAACCAAACCACUGUGACUGAAUUCCUGCUCCUGGGCUUUUCUGAUAUUCGGGAGCUCCAGAUCAUACACUUCGUUAUCUUUCUCGCAGCGUACUUGGCAACCCUGAUGGGGAAUCUCCUCAUCAUCACAAUUGUAACUCUUAACUGUGAACUUCAUUCUCCCAUGUUCUUUUUCUUGAUUAAUUUGUCCAUUGUGGACCUUGGCUCCAUCACAGUGACCGUGCCCAAAUCCAUGUCUAACACUUUAUUGAACACCAGGUUCAUUACCUACUCUGCAUGUGUUGCCCAAGUGUUUUGCCUCUUCUGCUUCUUGGGAGCAAAUUUAUCCCUUCCCACAGUUAUGGCAUAUGACCGAUACAUUGCUGUCUGCAAGCCACUGCAUUAUGAGAUGAUAAUGAACAGGAGACCUUGCAUCCAGAUGGCUGCCUUUGCUUGGGCUGCUGGUGUCAUCUACUCUGCACUGCACACUGGGAACACCUUUAGUCUACCCUUCUGCCACUCAAAUACCAUCAACCAGUUCUUCUGUGAAAUACCCCAGCUGCUCAAGCUCUCCUGCUCUGACACAUACCGCAGAGAGCUGGCAGCUCUUGUCUUAAGUAUGUUUUUAGUUCUAGGCUGUUUUGUUUUCAUCGUUGUGUCGUAUGUUCAGAUCUUCACCGCAGUGUGGAGGAUCCCCUCUGAGCAGGGCCAUCAGAAAGCCUUCUCCACCUGCAUUCCUCACCUUAUUGUGGUCUCUCUGUUUCUUUCCAAUGCCGGCAUUGCCUACAUGAAGCCCAUCUCUGACUCCCCGUCCCCUCUGGAUCUCCUGGCAGCUAUUCUGUAUUGUGUGGUGCCUCCAUUGAUGAAUCCAGUCAUCUACAGCAUGAGGAACAGGGAGAUCCAAGCUGCCCUGAGGAAACUGCUCCACAGGCUGAUCCGCUCCAAGAACAACAUUUCCAUGACUUUGCUUUACUUAUGUUUCUUUUAUAAUUAA